AUGUAUCUUCUAGGAGUUCACCUAGCAGAUCACAAACUGGUCAGAAUUGCGUUGACGAAUUUCUACGGAAUCUCUUACGACACAGCAAAUCGACUAUGCGCUCGUCUAUCUUUGCACGAUAGAGCAACAGUAGCCUCCCUCACAGAAAGCCAAAUUACCCAAUUGUCAGCGUACCUUUCUUCUCCUGGUUCUAUUCCUGCUCGAAAACCUCAACCCACAACCACCACUUCUCAACUUUUAAACCCGACACCGUCAUCCUCUGCUUCCAGUAAAGCGACCGCCUCGACAAGCGCGGACGAGACUUCUGUUGGGCGUCCCUCAAUGGAAGCAAACUCAAACAACGACCCUUUGAGACAGAUCAAAAUCGAAGCAGACCUUAAAAGAGUCUUACACGCAAACAUCAACCAUCACCGCAACGUAGGCAGUUAUAGGGGCAGAAGACACGCAAGUCACUUGCCGGUUAGGGGUCAGAGGACAAGUACAAACGCUCGUACUGCCAAGAAGUUGAAUCGGUUAGAGAGGAAAGGGUUCGCAACCCAAGCUACUGGGAUGCAGUCGAAGUGCGAGGUUUCGUUGCUGCAAUUAUUGGCGCCUUUGGCUAGGAAGAGGUUUGGUGAAUUGAUGUAG
Ustilago hordei is the source of this 627-nucleotide messenger RNA. RefSeq lists its product as uncharacterized. Gene Ontology annotation, cellular component: ribosome; small ribosomal subunit; mitochondrion. Gene Ontology annotation, biological process: translation. Lineage: Eukaryota; Fungi; Basidiomycota; Ustilaginomycetes; Ustilaginales; Ustilaginaceae. Gene Ontology annotation, molecular function: RNA binding; structural constituent of ribosome. The coding region runs from base 1 to 627 and encodes 208 amino acids. The transcript has 2 exons. The record is from RefSeq and is a predicted model, not a curated record.